This is a messenger RNA of Vicia villosa (hairy vetch), 4833 nucleotides long. RefSeq lists its product as uncharacterized. The record is from RefSeq and is a predicted model, not a curated record. The coding region runs from base 1 to 4833 and encodes 1610 amino acids. Gene Ontology annotation, biological process: DNA integration. NCBI's taxonomy places the organism in Eukaryota, Viridiplantae, Streptophyta, Magnoliopsida, Fabales, Fabaceae. The transcript has 8 exons. Gene Ontology annotation, molecular function: nucleic acid binding.
AUGGCAGCUCAAAGCUCUCAGCUUCAAGAAGAAACGAGGAGUAAUUUCCGGAAUACGGGUUCCUCCAUUAAAAAUAUGGAGAUUCAAAUGAGUCAGAUAGCACAGAGCGGUAAAGGGAAAGGUGUAGUUGAAAAUAAUGACGAGGAAGAGGAACCAUUGUUGGAGGUAGACUUAGAGAUAAGAGAAAAUGAGGUAGAAGCUGAGGAAGUGGUGGUGAUGGAACCAACACCAAAAGAGAAGGUGGUUGAACAAAAACAAAAGCCGGCAGUAAAACUUCCGUUUCCGAUAAGGAACAAGAAAAAAGGGCAACAUGAGAAGAAUUUUGAAAAGUUAUUGGAGAUGUUCAAGAAGUUGGAGAUUAAUAUUCCAUUCUUGGAGGCAUUAGAACAAAUGCCUACUUAUGCAAAAUUUAUGAAGGACAUCAUUGCCAAGAAAAGAACCGUCGAUCGUGACCCUAUUAUUCUAACCGAAACGUGUAGUGCUAUUUUGCAGGGUAUGAAGAUUCCGGUGAAAAAGCAAGAUCGGGGUUCCGUGACUAUUCCUUGUACAAUUGGGGAUAGGUCAUUCAAGAAAGCUCUAAUUGAUUUGGGAGCAAGUGUGAGCCUUAUGCCGUUGUCUAUCUACAAGAGGUUGGGGAUAGUGGAUUUUGUAAUUCUAGAGAUGCCAGAAGAUGAGGAGAUCCCUAUUAUUUUGGGAAGGCCAUUUCUAGAGACAGGGAGAUGUUUGAUAGACAUUGAAGAAGGCACAAUGACUCUGAAAGUUUAUGAUGAAGAGUUAAAGAUUGAUGUGCGCAACACCAUGAAGUACAAGGAUGAUAUAGCAACUAGUCAACAUAUUGAGGAAGCUGCUGAUGAAAGAGAAGUGGAAGUAGUGACUAUGAUGGAAGCAAGUCCCAUAUUCAAAAGUUCUAGACAAAACCGGGGGGAGGAUCUUAGACAACCUUUAGUUGAAGGAAAGAAGGAGGAACCUAAGAAGGGGGCUGAAUUAAAACAACUCCCGGAGAAUUUAAAAUAUGUUUUCCUUGAUGCUGAAAGUAGAUGUCCGGCCAUUAUAAAAUCGCACCUUGAACGGUUGCAGGAACUUAAGCUAGUAGAAGUGUUAAAGAAACAUAAAAGUGCCAUGGGGUGGUCUAUUGAAGAUUUAAAAGGGAUCAGUCCUACAAUGUGCAUGCACAAAAUCCUCAUGGAAGAUGAUCACAAGCCAGUGGUCCAACCUCAGCGGCGUCUGAAUCCAGCAAUGAAAGAGGUUGUGAGAAAAGAAGUUGUGAAACUUUUAGAUGCUGGGAUGAUUUACCCGAUAUCUGAUAGUGAUUGGGUAAGCCCGGUUCAUGUUGUGCCCAAAAAGGGAGGAACAACUGUAAUAAAAAAUGAGAAGAAUGAGCUUAUCCCCACAAGGACUGUCACAGGGUGGAGAGUAUGCAUUGACUACCGGAGAUUGAACCUAGCAACCAGAAAAGAUCACUUCCCAUUACCUUUUAUUGACCAGAUGUUGGAGAGGUUAGCGGGACAUGAUUACUAUUGUUUCCUCUACGGGUACUCUGGAUAUAAUCAGAUUGCAGUUGCACCAGAAGACCAAGAGAAGACCGCUUUUACAUGUCCAUUUGGUGUUUUUGCCUACAGAAGGAUGUCAUUCGGAUUAUGUAAUGCUCCGGCCACUUUUCAAAGAUGCAUGCAAGCGAUUUUUGACGAUAUGCUUGAAAAACACAUGGAGGUCUUCAUGGAUGAUUUUUCAGUCUUUGGAAUAGUUCUUGGACACAAGAUUUCCUAUAAAGGAAUCGAAGUGGACCAAGCGAAGGUUGAAGUCAUCUCAAAUCUGCCACCACCGAUGAACGAAAAAGUUAAGGAUAAAACUUUCACUUUUGAUGACGAAUGUGCGGUAGCUUUUGAGACAAUUAAGAAGAAAUUAGUCUCAGCACCCAUUGUUGUAGCCCCUGAUUGGUCUCUACCUUUUGAGAUCAUGUACGACGCAAGCGAUAUUGCUGUAGGGGCAGUAUUAGGACAGAGGAGAGAGAAAUUGCUUCAUGUUAUAUAUUAUGCUAGUCAUGUUUUGAACCCCGCACAGAUUAAUUAUGCGACUACCGAGAAGGAGUUGCUAGCUGUUGUUUAUGCCUUCGAUAAAUUCAGGAAAUAUCUGUUGGGGUCUAGAGUCAUCGAGUUUGAUGUUGAAAUUCGAGACAAGAAGGGGUGUGAAAACACCGUAGCUGACCACUUAUCUCGAAUGACACCAAUAGACGAGACAGUAGAAAAGCGCCCAAUCAAGGAUGAUUUCGCCGAUGAACACAUCCUGUCAGUGACUGGUGUACCUUGGUUCGCAGAUUAUGCAAACUAUAUUGUCGGUGGUAUCAUCCCCGACGACUUUGACUCUAAUAGAAGAAAAAAGUUUGUUCAUGACUGCAGGUUUUAUCUAUGGGACGAUCCGUUCCUAUAUAAAAGAGGAGUGGAUGGUUUGAUCAGAAGAUGUGUACCUGAGAUAGAGCAAGAAGAAGUGUUGAUAGCAUGUCAUGCUUCGGACUAUGGGGGACAUUUCAGUGGUGAUCGAACAGCAGCUAAGAUUCUGCAAUCAGGUUUAUACUGGCCAAUUGUGUUUAAGGACGCUCAAGAGCUUGUGAGAAAUUGUGACAAGUGUCAGAGGACAGGGAACAUAUCCAAAAGAAACCAGAUGCCUCAGAACUCAAUGUUGGAAGUGGAGUUGUUCGAUGUUUGGGGUAUAGACUUCAUGGGACCAUUUCCACCUUCAUUUGGAAAAAAUUAUAUUCUAGUAGCUGUGGAUUAUGUGUCAAAAUGGGUCGAGGCUGUUGCUCUACCGACAAACGAUGCCAAGGUUAUGGUGAAGUUUUUGAAAGAAAAUAUCUUUGCUAGAUUUGGAGUACCGAGAGCUCUCAUAAGUGAUGAAGGAACGCACUUCUUGAAUCAUCUCAUGGAACGGUUACUCCAAAAAUACAAUGUGAAACACAAGAUAGCCACAGCUUAUCAUCCUCAAACAAGUGGACAGGUUGAAGUUUCAAACAGGCAACUCAAGCAAAUUCUGGAAAAGACGGUGAGUGCCUCUCGGAAGGAUUGGGCUAUCAAGCUGGAUGAUGCACUGUGGGCAUACAGGACAGCUUUCAAAACACCAAUCGGAAUGUCACCGUAUCAACCUGUGUAUGGGAAAGCGUGCCAUUUGCCUUUGGAAUUAGAACAUAAGGCAUUUUGGGCAUCGAAGUUUCUUAAUAUGGAUCAAUCUAAAGCGGCAAGCUCUAGACUUCUUCAACUCCACGAGUUAGAAGAAUUCCGAAACCAAGCUUAUGAAAAUGCGAAGAUCUAUAAAGAGAAAACAAAAAGGUGGCAUGAUGGGAGAAUCCAACAUAAGGAGUUCUGGGAGGGACAACAAGUUCUCUUAUACAACUCAAGGUUGAAACUCUUACCAGGAAAGUUGAAAUCAAAGUGGUCGGGACCGUUUACGGUUCAUAAAGUUUUUCCUCAUGGAGCUAUAGAAAUCAAAAAUCAAGCGAAUGGGGAUAUUUUCAAGGUUGCAAGGAUGCCUCCAAGGAAAGCUGUACCAAGAAGACACACUGCUGGGACAUCUAGACCCGCACAAAGAGCGCGAAGAGAGGGGAACAACCAUGGAAUAACUUUCCGGAAGGACACUCACCGAGAGAGGUAUAAUGCUCAUCUUCGUAGGAAGAUUUUACCGACAAGGUAUGUUUGCGAUACAACUACUGAAAGUCUAGGAAUCAAAACUGAGAUUCAUCGUAUGUUCCAUGCUUUAGGUUUGUUAAGAUUGAUUCAGUUUGAGGCCCCUACUUUUGAACGAUUAACAUAUGAAUUUCUGAGCACUCUUCAAUUUGAGAUGAAACUGAAAACGAACAGGUUGGAACCCGAGCAUUACGGGACGUUAAAAUUCCGAAUGUUUGAUAUUGAUCAUGAAUUAACCUUGGAGGAUUUUGGGGAAGCUUUAAGAGUACCGAGUUCGGGUGCGGGGCGAGCACCGAACUCUUUUAACCCCGAAACAUUUUGGAUAGCCAUCACCGGUAGAGAAUCUUAUUGUCCUAAAGGGGCAAAAGCUACAAGCAUCCAAAACCCUUGCUUCCGAUAUGCCCAAAAGGCUCUGGCAUAUACUCUCUUUGGUAGAGGAUAUAGCCCGGGCGUAGUUUCCAUUCGGGAGUUAUAUUUCUUAUAUUGUAUGGCUGAGCAAAAACCGCUAAAUGCGGCCGCUUUCAUAGCGGAUCAUUUGAAAAAGGUGAGUAGGGAUAAAUCCGGUGAUAUUUCUGUUGGUCGUAUUGUUACCGCUUUAGCGGACGGUUUGGGGUAUGGUGCAGAGCUGCGGAAUCUUCCAGAGAUAAAUCCGCGUAUUUUAAAAAUUGAUAUGGUUGCUAUGAUUAAGCAAGGAAUGAUCUAUGUACAACCCCAAACUUAUUCCUUAAUGAUUCAUGGGGCUCAUAUUUUAGAAUUACCUAAUCCUAACCGUGUGUCUAUUUAUGAUAGGGCUAACUGGUUGUAUACUAGCACCACCCCAACUGGGGAAGGUGACAUGGAUUUGGAAUUUUUGGAUGCAGGUGGUGAAGAUGAUGACACGGAGUAUCAGGAGGAAGCUGAACAAACAGGUCCACCUCCAAGUGGAUUUGGUGAGGGCACAUCUCAAAUGCCACAAGACCAAUGGGGGUGGAUGCAUUCUGAGAUCGAGUACCUGAGGGCGGAACAAACCCGCCAAGGCAAGGAGCUAUUAAGGCAAGGCCUAGAGCAAACCCGCCAAGGAAAGGAGCAGACCCGACAAGGGACUACUAUUUAUAACAUUCAGGAAAUGAUGCAACGCAUGAUGUUGCAAUUUCCGUAUCCUCCACCUCCGCCUCAGUGA